ACUACCAAAGCUUACUAUAAAAUGGCUUCCAUUCUUGAGCUUUCUCCACACACUCCGAUCUCAACCUCAUCACUCAGUGUUCUUCUCUACUUCCUACCAAAAACCAACUUCUCAAACUCCUCUUUUAAAAGUGGGACUCGGAAAUAAUCGGAAUUAACAAACACAAACAUGAGUCUCAAAGGCUUUGUCGAGGGAGGCAUAGCUUCGAUCGUUGCCGGGGCUUCCACUCACCCUCUUGACCUAAUCAAGGUGCGCAUGCAGCUUCAGGGCGAACCCCGCGUCCCCAGUCCCGCCUUUCAGUCCGCCAUUCGUCCCACUGUUGCCUUAAACUCCACCAUCGGAUGUAAUAAUACUUCUCUGUCCGGUACAUUACACGUUGCCCAACCACCCCGCGUUGGACCCAUCUCCAUCGCGGCUCGAAUCAUCCAGACAGAAGGUCUUGCCGCUGUCUUUUCCGGUGUCUCCGCAACCAUCCUUCGCCAAACUCUCUACUCUACCACCCGCAUGGGCCUUUACGAUAUUCUUAAGCGUAAAUGGUCUGAUUCUAAUUCAGGCUCGGGUAAUUUACCUCUCAUGCGCAAGAUAGCGGCUGGCCUUAUUGCUGGCGGUGUCGGUGCCGCUGUCGGUAACCCUGCAGAUGUGGCGAUGGUUCGAAUGCAAGCCGACGGACGCCUUCCGAUCGACCAACGCCGGAACUACAAGAGUGUGGUUGAUGCAAUUAGUCAAAUGUCAAAGCAAGAGGGUAUUCCAAGCCUGUGGCGCGGCUCAGCUCUGACGGUGAACCGCGCGAUGGUCGUGACGGCAUCGCAACUGGCGUCUUACGAUCAGGUCAAGGAGAUGAUCUUGGAGAGGGGUGUGAUGGGGGAUGGGAUCGGGACCCACGUAACGGCAAGCUUCGCGGCAGGGUUCGUGGCUGCUGUGGCCUCAAACCCGAUCGACGUGAUCAAAACAAGAGUGAUGAACAUGAAGGUGGAGCCAGGGGCGGAGCCACCUUACUCUGGUGCAUUGGAUUGUGCCACGAAGACGGUGAGGGCAGAGGGUAUCAUGGCUUUGUAUAAGGGUUUCAUUCCUACCAUCUCAAGGCAAGGCCCUUUCACAGUGGUGCUCUUCGUCACUCUCGAACAGGUUCGGAAGCUAUUCAAGGAUUUCUGAUCCUCCGGCGAUCGAAGUAGAAAUAUUAUUGCGAUUAGAAUCUACUUACGAGAACCAAAGAUAGAUACAAACUCUUGAGACUUAUAUAGGAAAUACAUGAUGAUUGUUGCGAUUCUUCUUUUAUUUCUAGUGUCAAUGGAAUCAACAAAAACGAAAUGAUCAUCAAUAUAUAUAGCUCGAUGGUAACAUGAUGAUAUCUCAGAUUCUAUAAUUUGGGUAAUUGAGCAGAUCUCCAAUGCUAGCUAGCUAGCUAGCUUAUUACUUGGUCAUGGUCUUCAUAGACAUGAUGAGAGUAUAUAUAUUAUACAGUACUACAUAAUUCUCUCAAA
Messenger RNA from Carya illinoinensis, 1481 nucleotides. Its product is annotated as mitochondrial uncoupling protein 5-like. Gene Ontology annotation, biological process: phosphate ion transmembrane transport; succinate transmembrane transport; thiosulfate transport. Lineage: Eukaryota; Viridiplantae; Streptophyta; Magnoliopsida; Fagales; Juglandaceae. Gene Ontology annotation, molecular function: succinate transmembrane transporter activity; malate transmembrane transporter activity; antiporter activity. Bases 169 to 1152 code for a protein of 327 amino acids. The record is from RefSeq and is a predicted model, not a curated record. The transcript has a single exon.